Molecule: messenger RNA, 2603 nt
Organism: Pocillopora damicornis (cauliflower coral)
Lineage: Eukaryota; Metazoa; Cnidaria; Anthozoa; Scleractinia; Pocilloporidae
Biological process (GO): glutathione metabolic process
Cellular component (GO): cytoplasm
Molecular function (GO): glutathione transferase activity
Source: RefSeq, a predicted model, not a curated record
GUUUUCACGUGAAUGGCAUUGAACUUAACACUCAUUUCCUUUUUCCCUGUUAAACUUUUGGUUAGGGAGUCGAGGGGAGGGAAUAACCGUUGAACUCCCAUGAGUGACGCAGACAGAAUUUCUCCUUAGAAUAUCAAUACAAUAUCAAGCAGGCAAGUGAUAAGAAUAAAGAGAAUUAGUAAUUGGGGAUUAUCAGUCGAUCCAAGACCAAAUUCUCCAAACAAACAUCACAAGAACUAUAUGGUAGACAAUAAGUAGAAUUACAAAUGAAAUCUUGGGGUUAAAGGGUUAAGGGGUGCUUGCACCUAAUCUUGAAAGUCAACUAAGUAAUAAUUUCACUUUAAAACUCUCGUCAACUAAACCUCUACAAUUGUUUAAGAGAAAGAAUGAGUGACAUCGAGAACAUCGAUGAUACGUCAUCGAGCACAAUUCCUAAUUACAGAGUCAAACUUACCAGUAUACGGUGGUCAUUGUUUAGAAAUACUGCAUCUAUUGUGGAUGUGAAUUGUAAGGUUGAUUGUGAACUUUGUCUUUCCCCGAUAUUUUAAAUGUCAUCGUUGGUUGUGGGAACGAAUUUUGCAGCACUCGGUCCCUAGACUUGUUUAGGCACUUUGGUUCACCCAACCUGCAUGGGGGCUACAGGAGGCAAGGUUCUUCCUGUAAUGUCUCCGCCAUCCACACAAGUCUUCUCUGGUCAUCAGCAUCACCAUGAUGCUGUUAAUCUUGAGAACUGACCGUGAAAUCCCUGGGAACGAGUUACGUAGGAAUCUCUCCGAAAUAUCUGUAGAUAUAUUUUCAGAACCGGUUCUGACGAUGGCUAUAGCAUCUGUGCCAAAGCUUUACUCUGCAUGGUUUUGCCCUUUUGCACAAAGAGCUUGGAUUGCUUUGGUAGCAAAAGGUGUAGAAUUUGAGUACAUAGAACAAGACCCUUACAACAAAACAUCAGAAUGGUUGACCAUCAAUCCUCGAGGAAUGGUACCAGUUAUUGUUCAUAAAGGCAAAACAAUUUAUGAAAGUUCAGUAUGCAUUGAGUAUGUCGAUGAAACAUGGUCAACGGGGUCAAGACUGCUACCUGCAGAUCCCUAUGACAGAGCCCAUGCAAGAAUUUGGGGAGAUUUUAUUGGAAAGAAAAUUGUUCCAUCCUUUUAUGCUCUCUUGAUGAAACAAAACGAGUCUGAGCAAGAGGAGAUUAAAUCUCAAUUGAUGAGUCACUUACUUGAGUUUGUGAAAGCCAUGGAUAUUAAAGGACCUUUCUUCCAGGGUGAAAAGUUGGGCUAUGUUGACAUCAUGUUGGCUCCCCAUGCAGUAAGGUUCUUUAUUCUCAAGCAUUAUCGUUGCUUUGAAGUUCCUAAAAGUGAGGAGUUCAAAAGAUUCCAUAUCUGGUGUGAAGCUGUAAGGAAUGCCUCUGCUGUGAAGGUUACAUUGCAAGAUGAAAGCAAACUUUUAGAUUCUUACAAAAGAUAUGCAGAUGCCAGUGCUACAUCUCAAGUUGCUGAUGCCAUCAGAAAGGGAGGGACAAUGCCAUAAUCAUCCUACUGGUAUUUCACUUUGAUCCCAUCAGAAAGGAAGGUCCUAACCCUUAACCUUCUUAUUUCACUUUGAUCAUGCACUGAGGCUGGAAUUUUCAGAAUUAAAGUCUUGCCCCAUAAAUCCAUCUAAUAGCUCUUGAUAUGUGUGUGCAGUAAUGUUAAUUAUCUGUCAUUGUAAUGUAGAUGGAAACCUUCUGCAUACAGACCAUGUAAUUUUUUUUUACCUUCAAGGGAAAGUAGAAAUGAACCUAUUGGUUAAGCAUUGCUUCAUUACAACAUGCCCAGGAGAUGGUGCUUUCAGAUCACUGGGUUGAGAGUAAUCCUCAAAAAGACUGUUGAAGUCUUGACAGCCCAAGGAAGUCACCAACAGGGUCAGGUGACUCUCAUGAUGACUUGACUCUGGUGAUUCCCUCUCCUCGGGUUCUCAAAACUUCAGUGUUUACCCUAUCCUUUACCUUGUUUUUCUGUUUGUUAGUCAAAUCCAUGUGCUUAAGCAUAAUUAUAAUAGACGUGCCUAAACAGCAGAAUCUUAUCCACGUAUCAAAAUUUAAUGGUAUGAAUAGGUUGGCAGGUGAAAAGAUUUAACCCAAAGGUGACUAAGCCCUGAAAGAUGAGUAUUUUGGUUUGUUAUGUGCUGUAACACUCUCAGGCCUCUGUUUCAAAUGUAUUUCAACUGAUGAUAAAAUUGUCUUAAAACUAGAGAGCUUGCCUCAUUUUUGUGUUGAUCACAGUCAAGACAGAUUACACUGUAUUAACCCUUUAACUCCCAAGAUCUGAUUGUUAAUUCUCCGCUCUAACUUCUACACAUUUUCUUGGAAAUAGGUUGCAAAAAUUUGGAGUUAGAUAAAGAUAACAACUUCUACCCAAUACAUUUGAGUAUUAACAUUAUCUGUUUGCUGGAUAGCGCACUGGAUAUUGUUAGUAGAAGUUACUUGUUAAUCACUUUUGGGAGUUGAAAGGUUAAAUCUCAACUCCACAAUCUGAAGAUAACUUCACAUUUCAGAAUUUCAAAAGUUAGACCUUACACAUGCCAAAACUUACAUGUAUAGCAAACAAAAAUAAAUGUUCAAUAAA